Adineta steineri is the source of this 912-nucleotide messenger RNA. The record is from the annotation of a GenBank genome assembly. NCBI's taxonomy places the organism in Eukaryota, Metazoa, Rotifera, Eurotatoria, Adinetida, Adinetidae.
AUGGGAAGUGGCUGUACAAGAGUAUGCUGUAAAACAAAAGUGGCUUCAACACCUGUUAUUGGUGGCGCCAUUACCAAUCUAGAAUUAGGACCGAAAGAAACUCCAAAUGGAUGUUGUAUCUUAUAUCCAGGUGUAUCUACUAGUGGCGAUAAAUACACGUGCCCAAUUCUUGCUGUGCAUACUUGGGAUAAAUCGAUGCAGAAUGUGAAAACGGAAAUCGCUGAUCUGCAUAUACUAGGUACCUCGAAUAAAAACAGAAAUACUACGAUGAUAGCAAACGCAAAUGACAAUGUUGAAUUUAAAUUUGGAAUUAACCAAGAAAUUCAAAUGCUUCCUAUUGAAGAUAUUCUCUCCAUCAAAAUAUCAACUGAAGUUAAAAAAGCAGUCGGGCAAGAAAAAACAGUAGCUAUUAAACAAGCUCCAAAAGACGAACUGACAUGUGGUAAAAAAUUUAAAAAUGCCUUAUGUUGUAAAAAGCAAGUAGCACAAGCACCUGAACAUCAGGUUACUACAACAGAAAAGCGAAAUGCAACAAGAACCAUUACCGUUACUAUCGAGCGUAUUCAUUAUAGUCUAAUUGACACACCAAGCCAUUUGCGUGUUGUUUCAGAAAAACGUCAGGAACAAUUUUAUGACUCCCAUUUGAAAGAAAGAGUAAUCAAGUUCCAUUAUUUAAACAAUGAAAUAUUCGAUGAGAAUGAAUACAUGAUUCAUCUACAACAAUGUGAAGAUCUUGCACGUCUUGUAAUGCAAUUAAAAGCCAUGAACAAUCAUUAUCCUGAUGAAGCUCAACUUCAAAGCAUUAUUCAACAAAAUCAUAUUCAUCAUUUUGGUCAAAUAGUGAAUAGAGAUAUUGAAACUUUGGAAGGUACUUCUGAUGUAACCGCACUUACAGUAUAUAGAAAUAAUUAA